Molecule: messenger RNA, 1142 nt
Organism: Cajanus cajan (pigeon pea)
Lineage: Eukaryota; Viridiplantae; Streptophyta; Magnoliopsida; Fabales; Fabaceae
Product: putative calcium-binding protein CML19
Molecular function (GO): calcium ion binding
Source: RefSeq, a predicted model, not a curated record
UUGUUACGAUGUAUAAACUAUGCCUCCAUCUAGGUCAUCUAAAUCAUAUAUAUACAUUUACCUCUUCCAAUUUCAAACCCAUCAGCAAUAUCAAUUGAUGCUUUGCACUUCUUCAUCUAUAUUUAUCAUACUUAUACAACUCAAUUUAUAUAAUAGCUAGAGCUAUAUUCUUACUUAUGCAACUGAAUUUAUCCUAAGGUGAAGCUUUUGGAAGUCUUUGUUUAUAUUGUGAUUACAUCAGCUACAAGUAAAAUCACAAUCGUGAUUGCAAUACAAAAUCUUAAUGUUAUAUAUUUUUUCUUUCACGGGUAUUUUUUGACCUAUUGGAUCUUAAAUUAUCUGUUCACGAUAUUGUGAUUAUCGUUGAUUAGAAGAGUUUUCGAUCGAGGCAUUAAAGAAGGUGUGUUACCACUUGAAAGUUAUCUUGAUCGCACUUGUAGCUGCAUUUGUCUAUUGUUUCUUGCAAUAUUAAGGAUCAUAGCGAAAAUCACCUUGACCUCAACCUCAACCUCAAAUUGAAACCUUGCUUUUGAUUACAUGAUGGACAAGAUGAGUCAAUAUGUACGUGUGUUCAAUCACUUUGAUGAGAAUGGAGACGGCAAGAUAUCACCAUCGGAGUUGCGGCAAUGUGUGGAGGCGGUCGGCGGCGAGUUGUCGUUGGAGGAGGCGGAGGCGGUGGUGGAGCUUCUAGACUCGGACAAGGACGGGUUAGUGGGGUUGGACGAUUUUGUGAGGUUUGCGGAGGAAGGGGAGGAGGAAGAGAAAGUGAAAGACCUAAGAGAGGCUUUUAAGAUGUAUGAAAUGGAGGGGUGUGGUUGCAUCACGCCAAAGAGUCUCAAGAGGAUGCUUGGGAGAUUGGGAGAGUGCAAGAGCAUAGAUGAGUGUAAAGUUAUGAUCGCUAGAUUUGACCUAGAUGGGGAUGGGGUACUUAGUUUUGAUGAAUUUAGGGUCAUGAUGUUGUAACAUUACCUUAAUAGUUCAUUGCUUCUUUACUAGUUUGCUUUGGCUUUUGGCCAUGUGUUAGGAUUUAGGAACAACAUACGCCAUCAUGUGUGUGUACCUAUAUAUAUAGGGUACCCUUUUGUUGGCAGAUUUUAUUGGAAUUAAUUGAUACUUGAGGAAGUUGAAAAAUUAAUGUUUGA